AUGACGAUUCCCGUCUCAUCUCGGCGACCGGCGAUCGACAUGAUCGGAGCACUGACAUUGUUUCAGACGAUCCUGGCGACGGCGGCGGCGCUAGCUGCAGGCCGGAUAUCCCUGCCUGGUUGCCCGGAGAGCUGCGGCGACGUGCAGGUGCCGUACCCGUUCGGGAUCGGCCAAGGCUGCUUCUUCCACGAACACAAAGCAGCUGGCUUCAACCUCAUCUGCAACGAGACGCUGCAUCCGCCAAAGCUGUUCUUAGCCGCCGCCGGCGCGGAGGUGCUGGGCAUCUCCUUGCCGGACGGCACGGUGCGCGUCGGCGGCGACGUCCGACGGUGGCCGGGCUUCGUGUACGACAACACGUGGUACGCGCCGUACGCCGCGGGCUCCUUCCGAGUGUCGAGCGCGCGCAACUCCUUCGUGGCCUUCGGCUGCAACGUGGUGGCGCAGCUCAUCCCCGCCGCCGCCGGCGCCGCCGACACUCUCACGGACGACGGCGGCGCCGCCAGCAUCUGCGCCGCCGUGUGCGCGCAGCAGACGCGCAACGGCUCGUCGUCUUGCUCGGGGGUCGGGUGCUGCCGCACGUCCGUCGUUCCGCUCGCGUGGGGCGCCGCCACGUACGGCCGUCUCCACGUUAACCACCUGCUCGGCGAACAGAACUCCGGCCCUUACAUUGGAACGAACAAAACCAUGUUCAUCGUUGAUCAGGAGUGGUUCAGCAGAAACGAGCGCGAGGUGGUGAGAGAGUUCAGCCAGCCCGACCCCCAGGUCCGCAGCGUUCCGGUGGUCUUCGAGUGGUCGCUGAAUGUGACCGCCGGCGACGGGACGAAGGGAUGCCUGAGCGCAAACAGCUUCUCGUAUUCUGUCGACGGGAGUGACGACCGGAGGCGAUGCAACUGCUCCCAAGGGUACGAGGGCAAUCCCUACCUCAGCGAUGGAUGUCAAGAUAUCGACGAGUGCCAACAGCCAGAUCGGUACCCAUGCAAUGGAACCUGUACCAAUUUGCCGGGGACACACCGAUGUUCACCAAAGAAAAGCAGCAGGAACCUAACAGCCUUAAUUACAAUAAUAGCACUCAGUGCUGGUUUUGGCCUACUGUUUUCACUCCUUGGUGUUGCUAAAAUCACCAAUAAAAUCAAGCAACGAAGAGCCAAGAAGCUGAGACAAAAGUUUUUCAAGAGAAAUCAUGGGUUGCUUCUGCAACAAUUAAUCUCAUCAAACAAAGAUAUAGCUGAAAGGAUGAAGAUUUUCAGUUUAGAAGAACUAGAGCAAGCAACCAACAAAUUUGAUCGGAACCGUAUUCUAGGAGGUGGAGGCCAUGGCACAGUCUACAAAGGCAUAUUAUAUGACCAACGUGUUGUUGCCAUCAAAAAGUCUAAAAUUGUGGUUCAAAGGGAAAUCGAUCAGUUCAUAAAUGAGGUUGUCAUACUUUCACAGACUAGACAUAGAAAUGUGGUGAAACUUUUUGGUUGUUGUCUCGAGACCGAAGUUCCAUUACUAGUCUAUGAGUUCAUAUCGAAUGGCACCCUAUCAUAUCAUCUUCAUAGACAGAUCGAAAACCCUCUGUCAUGGAAAGACAGAUCGAGGAUUGCACUUGAAACUGCAAGGGCCAUUGCAUAUCUACACUCUGCUGCUUCUAUAUCUGUGUUUCAUAGAGAUAUCAAAUCUGAAAAUAUACUACUCACUGAUAACUUAACUGCCAAAGUAUCAGAUUUUGGAGCUUCAAGAUCAAUCUCAGUAGAUGAUACAGGAAUACUUACAGGCAUCCAAGGAACUCACGGUUACCUUGAUCCUGAAUACUACUACACCAGUCGGCUCACAGAGAAGAGCGAUGUUUACAGCUUUGGUGUUAUUUUAGCAGAGCUUAUUACAAGGAUUAAACCGGUCUUCUCUUAUCAUUCAUCAGAAGUAACAAGCUUAGCAUCACACUUUGUGUCAAUGAGAAGAAAUAAUCGCUUGUUGGACGUUCUAGAUCCACAAAUUGUUGAAGAAGGAGGUGCUGAAGACGCCGAAGUGAUUGCAAAGCUCGCAGAAGCAUGCUUAGGCUUAAAAGGCGAAGAAAGGCCUACAAUGAGGCAAGUGGAGACAAAACUUGAAGAUGUGCAAGGCUCAAAGGUCCAUCCCAAUUCUCAGACAACAAGAAUAAGUCAAAAUGCUCAAAAAGAUGAGUCGGCUAGCAGGAACAAAAGCGGUGAAGGAACUAGACAGUACAGUUUAGAGAAAGAGUUCAUACAGUCAUCUGAAAUUCCAAGAUGACAACACUUGCAAAAGCUCAAAGCUCCAUAUCAGUUUCAGUAUCACCAGAGUGAGUGAAAAUGUUUUCUUUAUGGCCAGAGUGAGUGGAAACGUUAAAAAAGGACUAGGCACACAGCAGAAGCAAAGGUGGUGAAGCAACUAGACAAUACAUGAUGGCGAAGUAGUUCUGGGAAGGGGCAAUUUCGUUUGUCCCUGUUUCGAUCUGCAAUACUGAUUUUAUCUCUCGUUUUUAGGGUAUUCAUUUUGAACCCUAUUUUUUUAAACUCAAUGUACAAUCUGUUCCUCUUUUGGAUAGGAGUACUAACGGUGUUAAGUUAUUCAUAUAAAUGUCAUUUUAUCCUUUCUUGCAAGGGCAACUCUCCGGUACA
Molecule: messenger RNA, 2618 nt
Organism: Oryza brachyantha (malo sina)
Lineage: Eukaryota; Viridiplantae; Streptophyta; Magnoliopsida; Poales; Poaceae
Product: wall-associated receptor kinase-like 8
Exons: 3
Coding region: 1-2250 (749 amino acids)
Biological process (GO): cell surface receptor signaling pathway; protein phosphorylation
Cellular component (GO): plasma membrane
Molecular function (GO): ATP binding; protein serine/threonine kinase activity; polysaccharide binding
Source: RefSeq, a predicted model, not a curated record